GCUGACGUCUUCCUGAAGCACAAAUGGACGGAUACAGUCAUACGGUUGCUUUGAUACUCAUCUCAUCUUAGACCCGGGGAUCACGAAUCACCAAGCUAAUGAUUCUUAAGUGAAAAAAACACCUUUCCUCUAUUGAUUAUCAAUGACAUCAACCAUGAAAAUGUACAUCCAGCAUUCUGGUGUAGGCCAGGGCAAUAUAGCAUUACGGAGUUUUCCACCGUAGCUGAAACUUGACUGAAACUCUGUUUUUUUUAUCUCGAUGGCGAUCCUGCAUAAGUCCAUUCUUCUGAUUGUUGUAGAUCUUUGUAAUGCCUCCCAGGCCCUCCCUGGAGGCUGGAGAUCAAUAGAUUGCCGCCUGUGGAUGGAUACUUGCCAUGAAUCAGUUCGUCAAAACUUAUGGCGCAACGGCGGCAAUCCUCUCUCAGCAAACGCCUACCCUGAAGAAGAUCAAGGCGUUUUAUCACCUCCCGAAACAAGCGCGUUCUUUCUUCUCCAUAAUCAUCUUCAACACACAGCUCCUGCGCUUCUUUACAUCUUAACAUUGACGAUGGCCCGCGAAAGGGCUCCGGUUAUACGAGGAAAAUACGUCUGCGAUUACCAUCUCGGCGUGGUAUCGAUCUAUGCCGACAAAGCAGAUCGGAACGGCUAUGUACUCGAUAGCCGAACCCGAGGCCCCAACACAUAGUGGGUAUGGCGGUGGCGCAGGGGUGAUAAUUAAGGGAAGGCGUUGAUA
Messenger RNA from Desarmillaria tabescens, 733 nucleotides. RefSeq lists its product as uncharacterized. The record is from RefSeq and is a predicted model, not a curated record. The transcript is spliced from 5 exons. Bases 260 to 685 code for a protein of 141 amino acids. Lineage: Eukaryota; Fungi; Basidiomycota; Agaricomycetes; Agaricales; Physalacriaceae.